AUGGAUCCGCAAAUCGAUCUCCCCGAACUCGUAGAGGACCUCGAAGUCAACAUUGACGAGCUUUCUACGGCGCUCGAGCCUCUGCUAGCGACACCACUUCACACGACCGCGUCAUCAUUACCGCUACUCGACAAGGCGAAACUAUAUUGCCUCUCGGCAUACGCCAUUGAAUCUCUGCUUUUCGCAUCGCUGACAGCGUCUGGCGUCAACGCGACGGAGCAUGCCAUUUUCAAAGAGAUUGCGCGGCUGAGACAGUACAACACCAAGAUCAAGGUGAUUGAGGAUCGCGGCAUCAAGGGCAGCGCAGAGGGUAGGGCGCGAUUGGAUGUGGCUGCGGCAGGGCGGUUUAUCAAGCACGGCUUGGCAGGCAACGACAAGUAUGACCUUGAGAGACAGGAGCGCAUGGCACGGGAAAGGGCGAGGGCACACCUGAAAGCUCAGCAGAUCAACAAGAAGUUUGAUGACGAGGGAAAGGAAGUGAAGGGUGAGGGUGUGACGCCCAAGAAGAGGGGUGCAGACGAAGUCGAUGAUCAAGAUGAAUCAGAUGAGGAGCUAGAAGGACUGGAGGAAUCAGAGCCAGCGAUCAAGAAAGCGCGCGUCAAUGCAGCCGAACCCAUGGAUAUCGACUCAGAAGCAGCAUCAUCAAGCCAUGCCGACUCGAAGAAGCAAAAGAAGAAGGGCAAAGCAAAGGGGAAAAGAGGACAAAAGAAGAGGAAACAAAGCACAGAAGAUAGCGAUGUUGAAGCUGGAGACGACGUGGACAAGGAUGAAUCACUCGCAGAGCCCCAGGCAGAAAUGGACUCGACACGACAAGCCAAGCAACGCGGUCGGUUACCCAAAAAAGACAAGAAAGCAGCAAAGCAAGAAGAUGGCAGCACAGACGUAGAUGCAACGCCUUCGCAAGCCGAGGCACGCGUGACACGAAAACGCAACAAGCGGCUCUCGAACCAAAACAUGGACGACGACGAAGGAGAAGAGGAAGGAGAUGAAGAAAAAGAAUCCAUGAUGCCAACGCCAGACCGAGCGCCCAAAACACGCAGUGAGACGUUUACGGCGUUGUUGGAUGGAUCGAUAGGCGACAAGCAUAAGAAGAGCAAGGCUGGUGGUGGG
Exserohilum turcica Et28A is the source of this 1110-nucleotide messenger RNA. RefSeq lists its product as uncharacterized. Gene Ontology annotation, cellular component: exosome (RNase complex); nucleolus. Gene Ontology annotation, molecular function: DNA binding; RNA binding. Gene Ontology annotation, biological process: maturation of 5.8S rRNA; regulation of gene expression. The record is from RefSeq and is a predicted model, not a curated record. The transcript has a single exon. Lineage: Eukaryota; Fungi; Ascomycota; Dothideomycetes; Pleosporales; Pleosporaceae. The annotation marks the transcript as partial.